Molecule: messenger RNA, 1554 nt
Organism: Helobdella robusta
Lineage: Eukaryota; Metazoa; Annelida; Clitellata; Rhynchobdellida; Glossiphoniidae
Exons: 4
Coding region: 1-1554 (517 amino acids)
Cellular component (GO): plasma membrane
Source: RefSeq, a predicted model, not a curated record
AUGGAGGUAUUCCGGCCAAACACAACGGAAUUUUACAGAUCUGAUGAGUUUAAUUUGACAAACUCAAAUUUUUUCACUAAUGAUUUUGUUCCUGAUCUACUGUUUAAUGAAACCGCAGACGAGAUGUUGACGUUUUACGGCUAUGAUUUAGGCGGUGGAAUAUUUUAUAACAAAAGCGAAUCUGGGGACAAUUUUUUAUAUUCAAACUCGCUAGAUGACAUUUCAAAUGACACUGGUUUCAUUGAAGAAGUAUUUCUGAAUUCUACUGUUACACAACUAACCAACUUAACUUACAAUGUCACAUAUGGUAAUCCUGCAUGUCCUAACAUAUCUCUGAACGACUUCUCAGUAUUACCUUCCAUAGUUUACAUUGUUUUGGUGCUCCUUGGGUCCUUUCUCUGCGUAGCCGGAUUUCGCUGCAUACGCCCCUCAUUAUUCAUCAUGGCUACAGCAUUAACAUCAACAAUAGUCUACCUAAUAUGCUGUGAAGUUUUUGUACAGAAUCCUCUUCCACCUCUAGUCAUUGCUGGAUCAUCAGUUCUGUCAGGUAUUCUUGUAGGAUUGGCCGCCUUGUUCCUGAUUAGUGUCGGCAUUCGUGUAUCUUGCUGCAAAGCUGGUUUGGCUUUUGGCAUUUACAUCUUAGUAUCGGUUCGACUAUUCCUCAAUUAUCCCAACCCUUCUUAUCUCAAAAGAUCUGUCGCUUCUCUCUACUCAAAUAACGAUGCCAAAGUUGUUAAUAUUGUGAAUGAUGAGAACGGUGUUGAAGUCCUCGCCAAUGAUGACAACAGUUACAACCCAUUAAACAGCAUCGACGAUGACAGCACAUCUCCCAGAUCAUCGACGUCAUUAUUAGAGGAUGACAUUCAUUACAUCAUCCCAAUCAUUGUCACCACCAUCAUCCUGCUAGUUUGUUGCGUCCUUAUCACAAUCUUCUCUUUCAUCAAACCAAAAUUUUCACUAAUUUUUUCAUUUUCUUUAGCCGGUUCUGCCAUGAUCAUUCUGGGGAUAGAUUUUUUCACCGAUAAACAACUCACUCUAACUAAUCUAUUUAUAGAUUGUUUAGUUGUCAGAUUGGGCGGAAUCAGUGAUGUGACAGAGCACAUAGAACUAAUAACUUGUUGGACCACGUGGAUUGUUUACGGCUUGCUACCUGCUAUGGUUCUGAUGUCUUUGCUCUUUCAGUAUCUUUGCUCUGCCAGGGGCAUAAACUAUAGUUUCAAAGGUGUUGGAGUUUGUGGUUAUAAAAGGAAGGAGGCUGGAAUUGUGUCAUCUUCAUCACCUCGUCGCACCGAGCUCACUAGCGCUGGUGGCAAACGUACUCUAGAUCGCGUCCCAGUUUUGAGUAUGGACCCCAGUGAGAAGUACAGACAUCUCUAUAGAGUUAGGAGAACUAAUGGGGAUGUUAUUUCUAGGACCCAGAUGGAAGCCAUUGAAGUUAGGAAGUCGAAUCCGAUGAUGAUGAUGGUGGCCACUAGCUCCAACAGCGAUGUGACCACUACGAAUGAUGACGCCGAUGACGUUACGCUCGUGCUCACUCGCACCGGGGAUGAGUAA